Molecule: messenger RNA, 645 nt
Organism: Aureococcus anophagefferens
Lineage: Eukaryota; Pelagophyceae; Pelagomonadales; Pelagomonadaceae
Exons: 1
Cellular component (GO): nucleus
Molecular function (GO): GTPase activator activity; protein binding
Source: RefSeq, a predicted model, not a curated record
AACCCCGUCUGCGCCGAGUGCGGCGCGCCGGACGUCGAGUGGGUGUCCAUGGCCGUGGGCUGCGCGCUCUGCGUCGACUGCGCGACGAUCCACCGCAAGCUGGGCGCCGAGUUCUCCAAGCUCCGCGCGUUGUGGCUCGACCGCUGGUCGCCGUUGAUGCUCAAGUACCUGCACCGCGCGGGCGGCAACGCGCGGGCCAACGCGGUCUGGGAGCGCGAGACGCCGAGCGGCUGGACGAAGCCCGACCCGCUCGCGCCCGCGCACGUCAAGGAGCAGUGGAUCGUCGCCAAGUACGUCUGGAACGGGUUCCUGGGGAAGCCCGGCGCGCUCGACGGCGGCGACGACGCGCCGUCGCGCGCGCUCACGCGCGCGGCGGCGAGGGGCGACGUCCACGCGCUCAAGGUCGCCUUCGCGAACAAGGGGCUCGCGACGUGGCGCGACCCCUCGAACAAGCACCGCACGGCCCUGCACGUCGCGACGUCCGCGGGCGCCGCGGACGCCGUCGCGUUCCUGCUGCUCAACGGCGGCGACGUGCACCAGCUCGACGACGACGACGCGACGGCCCUCUGCCUGGCGUCCGCGUCCGACUCCGCCGUCGAGGUCGCCCAGCUCAUCCUCGAGCACGAGCAGGGGGAUCUGUGGUAG